Molecule: messenger RNA, 3648 nt
Organism: Drosophila obscura
Lineage: Eukaryota; Metazoa; Arthropoda; Insecta; Diptera; Drosophilidae
Gene: eater
Product: multiple epidermal growth factor-like domains protein 6
Source: RefSeq, a predicted model, not a curated record
GAAUGGUUCAGAGCCAGUUGUUGGAUAUUUCUUAAGCAAUCAUGUUGAUUGGUAAAAUUUUUAUAUUUUCCCUACUUAUCGGAUUCUUAGAGGCCCAGAUCUGCACCAUUGGCGUCACUUUCCACAUCCAAUUUAAUAGUCUUUCUAUAGCAAAGAAUGAAAAAAGGUGCUGCAAGAAUUACAAACGAAUUGGAAUUGGAAAAGGGUCACAGAUUCAGUGUGAGGCCAUUUGUGCGCACCCCUGUGGGAGUGGCAAGUGCACCAAGCCAAAUGUUUGCACCUGCAACAAGGGAUACACAAAUUUUAACAAUGUGCCCUCUAAUCGAUGUGUUCCCUCCUGCAAGGGUGGGUGUAGCAAGGGCACUUGCCAAUCUCCCGGACGGUGCGUCUGCCCCAAAAACCACAUACUGGACCCCGGUAGCGGCAACUGUUUGCCCCACUGCCCUAGCGGCUGUCCCAACGGCAAGUGCGUGCUCCCCAACAAGUGCAGCUGCAACAAUGGAUUCUCGCAGAACGCCACCACUCAGACAUGCCAGCCCAUCUGUGAGCAGAACUGUGCCUCGGGCAACGGUGUCUGUGCGGCCCCUGAUCACUGCGAGUGCAAGCAAGGCUACGCAGAGGACAAAGACUCUAAGUCGUUUAUGUGCCGACCAGUGUGCCGCAAGGGCUGCGAUAACGGGGUUUGCCGCGCACCCGAUGUAUGCGAGUGCAAGAAGAACUACCAGAAGGGGCCCGAUAGGAACUGCGUUCCCAUCUGCCAAUACGGUUGCAUGAAUGGCAACUGCACGGCGCCAGACGUCUGCGACUGCUUCGAAGGCUAUUCCGCCAUCAGCGAGUCGAUUUGCGACCCCAUCUGCAAAGAAGUGUGCCUAAAUGGAUUCUGUGAGGCGCCAGAUCUUUGCUCAUGUAAUGAGGGAUAUCGGAAGAGGGACAACAUCUGCGAGCCAGACUGCGAGGGCGGAUGUGAAAACGGAUUCUGCGAGUCUCCCGGAAAGUGUUCCUGCCUUGAAGGAUACGAAAAAGAGAGUGAAAACAGAUGUGCUCCAAUCUGCGAGGGCGGAUGUGAAAACGGAUUCUGCGAGUCUCCCGGAAAGUGUUCCUGCCUUGAAGGAUACGAAAAAGAGAGUGAGAAGAGAUGUGCUCCAAUCUGCGAGGGCGGAUGUGAAAACGGAUUCUGCGAGUCUCCCGGAAAGUGUUCCUGCCUUGAAGGAUACGAAAAAGAGACUGAGAAGAGAUGUGCUCCAAUCUGCGAGGGCGGAUGUGAAAACGGAUUCUGCGAGUCUCCCGGAAAGUGUUCCUGCCUUGAAGGAUACGAAAAAGAGAGUGAGAAGAGAUGUGCUCCAAUCUGCAAGGGCGGAUGUGAAAACGGAUUCUGCGAGUCUCCCGGAAAGUGUUCCUGCCUUGAAGGAUACGAACAAGAGAGUGAGAACAGAUGUGCUCCAAUCUGCGAAGGCGGAUGUGAAAACGGAUUCUGCGAGUCUCCCGGAAAGUGUUCCUGCCUUGAAGGAUACGAAAAAGAGAGUGAGAACAGAUGUGCUCCAAUCUGCGAGGGCGGAUGUGAAAACGGAUUCUGCGAGUCUCCCGGAAAGUGUUCCUGCCUUGAAGGAUACGAAAAAGAGAGUGAGAACAGAUGUGCUCCAAUCUGCAAAGGCGGUUGUGAAAACGGAUUCUGCGAGUCUCCCGGAAAGUGUUCCUGCCUUGAAGGAUACGCAAAAGAGAGGAACAGAUGUGGGGGGGUGACGCGAAAAGAGAACAGAUGUGCUCCAAUCUGCGAGGGCGGAUGUGAAAACGGAUUCUGCGAGUCUCCCGGAAAGUGUUCCUGCCUUGAAGGAUACGAAAAAGAGAGUGAGAACAGAUGUGCUCCAAUCUGCAAGGGCGGAUGUGAAAACGGAUUCUGCGAGUCUCCCGGAAAGUGUUCCUGCCUUGAAGGAUACGCAAAAGAGAGUGAGAACAGAUGUGCUCCAAUCUGCAAGGGCGGAUGUGAAAACGGAUUCUGCGAGUCUCCCGGAAAGUGUUCCUGCCUUGAAGGAUACGAAAAAGAGAGUGAGAAGAGAUGUGCUCCAAUCUGCGAGGGCGGAUGUGAAAACGGAUUCUGCGAGUCUCCCGGAAAGUGUUCCUGCCUUGAAGGAUACGAAAGAGAGAGUGAGAACAGAUGUGCUCCUACUUGCAAAGGCGGUUGUGAAAACGGAUUCUGCGAGUCUCCCGGAAAGUGUUCCUGCCUUGAAGGAUACGCAAAAGAGAGUGAGAACAGAUGUGCUCCAAUCUGCGAGGGCGGAUGUGAAAACGGAUUCUGCGAGUCUCCCGGAAAGUGUUCCUGCCUUGAAGGAUACGCAAAAGAGAGUGAGAACAGAUGUGCUCCAAUCUGCAAGGGCGGAUGUGAAAACGGAUUCUGCGAGUCUCCCGGAAAGUGUUCCUGCCUUAAGGGAUACGCAAAAGAGAGUGAGAACAGAUGUGCUCCAAUCUGCAAGGGCGGAUGUGAAAACGGAUUCUGCGAGUCUCCCGGAAAGUGUUCCUGCCUUGAAGGAUACGAAAAAGAGAGUGAGAACAGAUGUGCUCCAACCUGCAAGGGCGGAUGUGAAAACGGAUUCUGCGAUCUUCCCGGAAAGUGUUCCUGCCUUGAAGGAUACGAAAAAGAGACUGAGAACAGAUGUGCUCCAAUAUGCGAGGGCGGAUGUGAAAACGGAUUCUGCGAGUCUCCCGGAAAGUGUUCCUGCCUUGAAGGAUACAAAAAAGAGAGUGAGAACAGAUGUGCUCCUAAUUGCGAGGGAAAAUGUGCGAAUGAAUUGUGCAUGGCGCCUGGGCAGUGUUUGUGCAUCGAAGGAUACAUGCGGAGCGGAGAAGGCACCUGCAAGCCCCAUUGCCCAAAUGGAUGUUUCAAUGGCUCCUGCGUCGCACCCAACGAGUGCAGUUGUGGGAAUGGUUCUGUCUACGAGUUUUCAUCAGGGAUGUGCGUCCUUGAGAAUAAUGAUCUCGUUGGCGACGUUGGCACAGAUGGUCUGGGACCCGUCUCUUCGACUGCCAGCUGGCUCGAGGAUUCUUCAGAUUCACCAGUUGCUCGUUCCUCCUCGAUAGCCGAUCUGUUCCUUUGGUGCGAGAAGUUAUGCUGGAACGGGACGUGUGUGGAGGAUCAAUGUACCUGCGCGCCAAACUACAAGCUUCACAGGGACCAAGGGGACGCCGGACGGCUACUGUGCCUCCCUAUUUGCGAGAUGGAGUGCAUCAACGGGUACUGCAUGUUCCCCGCAAUGUGUGCCUGCUUCGAUGGCGGGGAGCCGGCUGGCGGUUACCUGUGCCAGUCGCCUGACGAAUCGGCCACGGUGGAGCACUCCUAUGGCCAAAAGACCGGCAAGAGCCGAUUGAUGUGGCUGUUCAUUGCGGUCGGUAUCGUUGCGGUCUCCCUGUCGAUCGUCAUUGCGUUUCUGAUGUGCCAUAUCUACAAGAAACACAGCUAUCGAGUGGCCCAGAACGAACAAAAAUUUGGUGUUUACUUUUCGGCGAAUAAAGCAGAUGUCAUUCGAGCUUGAUCUUCCAUUGCGAAAACACAAUUUUCUCAUUACUAAAAAAAGUUAAUAGUUCGACUAAUUUUAAUUGCAAAUAUUCUGUUAAGCCCGAGGCGUAAUCAUGCAAGUAAUAAACAUUUAUUGCCAG